AUGGAGGCGCGGUCGCCGCCUCCUCCUGAACGCGGCACAGGCUUCUCAGCCGCGCAGGGAUGCGUGCUCACCGUAGAGCCGUCGGACCGGUCUCUGGCAGCUGAUGCGGCGGGGCCGGGGCCAGCGCCAGCGGCUGGUCCGACCCCGCCUCUGCUUCCUGCUGCUAGCGUUGCGGCGGCUGCAGGCACCGAGGUGUUUAAGUUCAGCGCGAACGGGGACACGGCCGACAUGCGGCCGGUCUUUGACAAGAGCAAAAAUUCCCGCGCUGUUGGCCUUUCGUCCACAGCCUGGACGCUACCCCCUUGUCAGGUGACUGUACGCCCAAAAGACCGCGGGUGCUUUUGGGGGGAAGUGAAGGCUAAGGUUGAAGGACUAAGUGGAGAUGCUGAUGCUGGUGCUGGACCUGCCGUGUCUGAUGUUCAGCUGGUUCCCAGUCGAGUGCCUGCCUCUGACCCUGUGGGGCCCACAGGGCAGGAUAAGGCAGGUGCUGCUGCUUCAUCUGAGGGUCUUCAGGCCUUCCCUGUCCUUCAGGGUGCUACUCAUAACACCUAUCAACCCUUGGCUUGGCAGGCCUUGUCAGAACUGCGUGAUGCAGUUGGGAAAUAUGGUUUGGGCUCAGCCGAGGAGAUGCAGGUUCUCUGUUCUUUUAAUGCCAGUCUUUUGACGCCCUUUGACAUUCGGAGCUUGGCUCGGGCCCUUUUCCCACCGGUUGAAUAUGACUUCUUUGAGAAUAAAUGGACUCAGUUGGCAGUCAGAGCGGUGGAACGGAAUACGACACUGGGUCCAGGAGAUCCUAGGCGUAUGGUUAAUAUUGAUAUGCUAAUGGGAACAGGAAAUUAUACCAGGGCCGAAGGGCAGGCUGGUUAUGAGCCCUUGGUCCAGGAGCAGGGCCAUCAGACAGGCAUGGCAGCCCUGGUUCAGACCUUACAGCUGGCUACUCCACAGCAGCCCUUUGCGACUAUCGUCCAGGGAGUUGAUGAGCCCUUCCUGCACUUUGCAGGGAGGUUAACUGCUGCGGUUGAGAAGCAGGUGAGUGAUCCGGCAGCAAGGAAGCUCAUGAUUCAGUCCGUUGCUCAGGGCAACUGUAAUGCUGCUGGCAAGAGGAUAAAUGAGGCGCUCUCCGGGGAACCAUCCAUGUUGGACAUGGUUGGGGCCUGUGCAAAGAUAUCCCCUUCCAGCCAACAGAUGGUUGCCGUGCAUACAGCUGUGCAGCCAGCUGGGGCUACGAUUGUCCAACCGACGCUGACUACAGCGGUCCAACCAGCCGUGCCAACAGCCGUGCAACCGGCUGUGGCUGCUGCUGUGCAGCCUGCUUGGGUCGUUCCCCAGGGGGUGCAACAGCAGCAGUGGGGUGCUAGGGCCAGGAAGAAACAGAGCGGUAAGGCACAGAAGCCUACAGCUGUCUUGUUUUAUUGUGCACGAUGCGGAAGGCCAAAUCACGCUGCGAAUGCGUGUAAGGCGACAGUGCAUGUGAAUGGUCAGCCGUUGGGCAAUUCGGGAAACGCGACGCAGAGCGCGAAGGUGAGACGCGUGCAGACACAAAUGUCUCUGCCUCAGCCCGAACCAAUGGAGAUCUGCUCAGCAGGCUUGCAGCCAGCACCCGCGGUUCAGCAGGUGUUGAUGUCUGCACAGCCGAGUCUGUCGUGAUUGAUUCGGACAAAAUACACAAGGUUCCCCUGGAUGCCUUUGGUCCCUUGGGUGAUGGCAUGAGUGCUUUCCUGAUGGGGAGGUCCAGUGCCACCAUUCAGGGCAUCAUAGUGCACCUGGGACUGAUUGAUGCAGAUUUUUCAGGGCAGAUUCAUGCAAUGGUCUCCACACCCACCCCCCCGGACUAUCCCAAAAGGCACAUGAAUUGCUCAACUUGUUCCUUUUAAGUCUUCUGUUUCCAGGACCGAGGACCGGUCGCGAGGAGAUGGUGGCUUCGGCUCUACUGGGCCGCCUCAGGUGCGCUGGACUGCUGUCUUGACCAAAGACCGUCCUGAGACACUGUGUACUGUGUCCAUGGUUGGUGCCACGCCAUUGGAGAUUCACCUUUGUGGCCUCCUAGAUACGGGGGCUGACAUGAGCAUUCUCUCCCUGGCCGCUUGGCCCCCGCAGUGGCCUUUGACCCUGGCAAAGACAUCGAUCUCGGGCUUAGGAGGAACGAAGCAAUGCUACGUGAGCCAGAAUCCCGUGGCCAUCACGAACCCAGAGGGACAGACGGCCAUAAUUUGGCCUCAUGUUACUGAGAUUCCUCAGAACCUCUGGGGGAGGGAUGUUUUGGCCGCAUGGGGGGUGCAACUGGGGACGGAUUUUUGAUUGGGGCCACUGUGAUGAAGGGCACAGAGUGUCCCACGCCUCCUUUACGGUGGCUGGUGGACAGACCCAUCUGGGAGAAUCAGUGGCCCCUCCCUCAUGACAAGCUAGUCGCCCUUCGUGAACUUGUACAGGAGCAGUUGGAUCAGGGGCAUUUGGAACCAUCUACCAGUCCCUGGAAUACUCCUGUCUUUUGUAUCAAAAAGAAGUCUGGGAAAUGGAGGUUGCUACAAGACCUCCGAAAGAUCAAUGCCGUGAUGGAAGGCAUGGGGACAUUGCAUGCCAUCGCCUACCAUGCUUCCUGCGGACUGGCCGGUCCUCAUUGUGGAUCUGAAGGAUUGGUUUUUUACGAUCCCUCUGCAUCCCGAUGACAGACCAAAAUUUGCCUUCACGGUGCCAACAAUAAAUAAUGCCGAGCCCGCACAGCGGUAUCAAUGGAGAGUUUUGCCUCAAGGAAUGCGGAAUUCGCCAAUGUUAUGCCAAUGGUAUGUAGCCCGUGCCUUGUCUGGAGUUCGCAAGCGGUUUCCUGAUGCUCACGUCUAUCAUUAUAUGGACGACAUUUUGGUGGCUACGUCCACUCAGGAAGAGCUGCUGAGGCUACAGCCUCAGUUGUUGAAUGCUCUGCAUUCACAUGGACUGCAGGUGGCUCCAGAAAAGGUACAAUAACAACAUCCCUGGAAAUAUUUGGGAGUCAAAAUUCUGGAACGGACAAUCGGUCACCAAGAGGUGUAAUUUGUGCAAUCGGUGAAGACACUGAAUGAUGCUCAGAAGCUGGUAGGUGUUAUCACUUGGUUACGUCCUUACUUGGGACUGACCACAGCACAACUGUCUCCCUUGUUUGAAUUGUUGAAAGGGGACACUGAUUUAAAGUCACCUCGUGAAUUGACCCCUGAGGCAUGAAAAGUGCUGGAGGAGGUUCAGCAAGCUGUUUCGGCUCGCCAGGUGUACCGCAUUGAACCUUCCAUUGAUGUCACUGUGUUCAUCACCACUCCUGAUUUACAUCCUACAGGUAUCAUUGGCCAAUGGAAUGAUGAUUGGACUGAUCCUCUGCACGUCUUGGAAUGGGUCUUCCUGCCUCAUCAGCCGCAUAAGACGGCGACAGCGCUGUUUGAAUUGAUUGCGCGCUUGAUAAUCAAGUGCCGGCAACACUGUUUGCAAUUGAUGGGUGCAGAUCCCUCAAAGAUCAUACUCCCGGUUCAGAGGGAGGAAUUUGAUUGGAGCUAUGUGAACAAUGUUUCGCUGCAAAGUGCUCUCGAGGGUUUUUCAGGGCAGAUCACUUAUCAUCUGCCUAGCCACAAGCUAUUGCAAGUGGCCAAAAAUACUCAAUUUUCUCUACGACCCAAAAGUAGCCAAGAGCCAGUGCAAGGUCCCACCGUCUUCACUGACGGUUUGGGGAAAACAGGAAAAGCCAUUGUUACCUGGCAGGAUGGAUCUGAGUGGCAGGUUUUGGAAGGCCAUGAGGAUGGCUCAGCCCAACUGGUUGAACUAAAGGCUGCUGUCAUGGCAUUUGAGAAAUUUUCCCAGGAACCUUUCAAUUUGAUCACGGACUCUGCCUAUGUUGCCGACAUCGCACAGCGAUUGAGUUGUUCAGUUUUGAAGGAGGUCAGUAACCCUUCCUUGUUUAAUUUACUGAAGGCCCUGUGGUGUGCAAUUCAGGCCAGAGUUCAUCCAUACUAUGUCCUGCAUGUAUGGAGUCACACUAAUUUGCCAGGAUUUGUAGCGGAAAGUAACACAAGGGCUGACACGUUGGCUAACCCAGCGUGGGUAGCCCCUCAGCCUGACGUGCUCGCGCAGGCCAAGGCAUCGCAUGGGUUUUUCCACCAAAAUGCGCAUACGCUGCAGAAGCAGUUCCAGCUGAAGGCCACUGAGGCUCGUGAAAUUGUCUAGUCAUAUGAUGACUGUCACGCCCUUGGUGCGCCAUUGCCGGCAGGGGUUAACCCCAGAGGCCUUAAAGCCUUGGAGCUUUGGCAGACCGAUGUUACCCAGGUCACCGAGUUUGGCCGGCUCAAGUAUGUGCAUGUCAUGGUGGACACGUUCUCCUCUGCGAUGUGGGCUUCUGCUCACACAGGAGAGAAAGCCCGUGAUGUCAUUGCCCACUGGAGGCAGGCCUUUGCCGUUCUUGGCAUACCUUCUGCUGUGAAAACCGACAAUGGUCCUGCUUAUGCCUCGCAGCAGGUACGGCAGUUCCUACAGUCAUGGGGUGUGUCACAUAACUUUGGCAUCCCUCAUUCUCCGACGGGAGAGGCGAUUGUAGAACGCAAUCAUGGUACACUCAAGCGUGUUCUUCAGAAGCAGAAACGGGGAAACCCCAAACAGUCGGUUGGCAAAGGCUUUGUACACAAUCAAUCACCUUACGGUGCCGCAGAACUCAAAUAAUCCUGUCAUUUUGAACCAUUAUCUCUCGUUGCAGGCUUUGGACGGUGAGCAACAGCCUCGAGCGAAGCUGGAAGCUGGAUCAGAAGAACCUCUGCAGAAA
Molecule: messenger RNA, 4771 nt
Organism: Hirundo rustica (Barn swallow)
Lineage: Eukaryota; Metazoa; Chordata; Aves; Passeriformes; Hirundinidae
Exons: 2
Coding region: 1-1647 (548 amino acids)
Biological process (GO): viral process
Source: RefSeq, a predicted model, not a curated record